CCCUCCUCGGAGAAUGUGCAUUUGCUGGGACACGGAGGAUCUUUCGUGGUUAUGCAGCUGGCGAAAGGCGUCAUGGCCAAUUUUCGUAUCGCGCUCAUCCAGCUCCACGUGUCUGCUGCCAAGACUGAGAACCUGAACCGAGCCUGUGGUCUUGUGAGGUCUGCAGCGCAACAAGGAGCAAAACUUGUGGUUCUGCCAGAAUGCUUCAAUUCUCCCUAUGGCACAAAAUAUUUUCGAGACUAUGCGGAGAAAAUUCCUGGCGAGUCUACACAGAAGCUCUCGGAAAUUGCAAAGGAGUGUGGCGUUUAUCUGAUUGGAGGAUCUAUUCCAGAAGAGGAUGCUGGGAAGCUGUAUAACACAUGCACUGGCUUUGGUCCAGAUGGUGCUAUGAUAACCAAGUACCGAAAGAUUCAUUUGUUUGACAUUAAUGUCCCUGGGAAAAUCCGGUUUCAGGAAUCAGAAACGCUGAGUCCCGGUGCCACAUUAUCUGUGAUUGAUACACCUUAUUGCAAGAUAGGCCUUGGGAUCUGUUACGACCUCCGCUUUGCUGAGCUUGCUCAAAUCUAUACACAGAAAGGUUGCCAGCUCUUGGUGUAUCCAGGGGCUUUUAACUUGACAACAGGGCCAGCCCACUGGGAACUGCUCCAAAGAGGACGAGCCGUCGAUAACCAAGUCUAUGUGGCAACAGCAUCUCCUGCCAGGGAUGAGAAGGCGUCUUACGUAGCCUGGGGACACAGCACUGUGGUAAAUCCGUGGGGGGAGGUAAUAGCCAAAGCUGGCACUGAGGAAACUAUUAUCUAUGCAGAUAUAGACCUAAAGAGGCUUGCAGAAGCUCGACAGCAAAUCCCCAUUCUUUCUCAGAAGCGGUCUGAUCUUUAUGCUGUAGAAUCGAAAUUUGCAUGACGUAUAGAGACUUGGACCAGUACAGAAAAGUCACCUUUCUUUUCCUAAAUCUUUAGUCAAAUGAUGUAGAAAAAAUGAAGUGUCUUUCGGAUAAAAAUCUAGGAAGGAUAAGAAACCCAAUUUUAUAAAUUAAAAAUUCUGUAUAAAAUCUAGUGGUAAGCUUUGAAUGAGGGGUUCAUUUGAGUUUUUUAUAUUAGGGUACUUGCUUAAGCCACUUCACAAUGCAUUUAAAUAUAUGUGUAUCAGCAUAGUACUGUCUCCACCCUCAUUGUUCAACCUGGACACCGAGGUCCAGCUCCGAGGGUCUUCUGCUGGUUCUCGCACUGCGAAAAGUGGUUACAGGAACCAGGCUUCUCAGUAGUGGCACCUACCCUGUGGAAUGCCCUCCCAGCAAAUGUCAAGGUGAUAAAGAAUUGCACAGCUUUUAGAAGACAUCUGAAGGCAGCCCUGUUCAGGGAAGUUUUUAAUGUUUGAUGUUGUAUCGUGUUUUUACUAUUCAGCUGGGAGCUGUCCAUCCAGAGUGGCUGGGGAAACCCAGUCAGAUGGGCGGGGUAUUAUUAUUAUGUUAUUAGCAGCAGCACUUGGGACAAUAUAUUUUGACCUUACAGUAUUUUGCAAAAGCUGUACCAUCAUUCAGUGAAAAGGCUCUGAGCUGUCCUUCAAUCUCUUCUCCAAUCCCCCCCCCCCCCGUUAGCUGAUUUCUGUUGUUUCAUAUCAAGGCAGGUUCAGCUCUAUCCCACUUCAGUCCAAGGGCAUUGCUCUCCCUAUUUUAUGUUAAAGGGGAAGUUACCUUGUUUAGGCUGCAUUGUCCAUCAGUUCAAAAAAGCUAACACUGCCACAAGUAACUAGUCGUGGAGCACUGAGUUGCUUCUUCCAUGAGAUGACAGGUUUAUUUAUGUACAACACUUGUUUGUUCAUACAAAUGUUAGGUUGGGGAACCUCAGGCCUGGAAUCUAGAAGCAACCUUCCAUGUCUUUCUCCCCAGGUCAUGGCCUACUCCAGGCAUCCCCAAACUGCGCCCCUUCAGAUGUUUUGGCCUACAACUCCCAUGAUCCCUAGCUAACAGGACCAGUGGUCAGGGAUGAUGGGAAUUGUAGUCCAAAACAUCUGGAGGGCUGAAGUUUGGGGAUGCCUGGCCUACUCCAAUAUUUUUGCCUGGCUGGAAUGUGGCUUUGAAUUGUGCAAAUCCCCUAAAUAUGAGUUUGUAAGCACCUGUGGUUAACUACCAAAGCCACAAAGAUUACAUGCCUCUGCUGCAUUUAACGUUUAUUUUCUAGUGCUUCAGCAACAAAGAGACACUGACAUACGCUGUGUUGUUUGCUUGGGGGUGUAUUUAUAGAACCAAAAUCAAUUACUGUAUUAGAAUAAGUCAUCCUUGGGGCAGGGGGUGGGGGCUUUUCUUG
Zootoca vivipara (common lizard) is the source of this 2306-nucleotide messenger RNA. It is a transcript of the gene NIT2, whose product is annotated as nitrilase family member 2. Gene Ontology annotation, cellular component: mitochondrion. The record is from RefSeq and is a predicted model, not a curated record. Gene Ontology annotation, molecular function: omega-amidase activity. Gene Ontology annotation, biological process: oxaloacetate metabolic process; L-glutamine metabolic process. Lineage: Eukaryota; Metazoa; Chordata; Lepidosauria; Squamata; Lacertidae.